AACUGGCCGGACCGCGGCGGCGGCCGCGGGAGGGGAGGGCCGGCGGGGGGCAGCGGCGGCGGCGGCAUGGCAGGUCGACGGGUGAACGUGAACGUGGGCGUGCUGGGCCACAUCGACAGCGGCAAGACGGCGCUGGCGCGGGCGCUGAGCACCACGGCCUCCACAGCCGCCUUCGACAAGCAGCCGCAGAGCCGCGAGCGCGGCAUCACGCUCGACCUGGGCUUCUCGUGCUUCUCCGUGCCGCUGCCCGCGCGCCUGCGGUCGGCGCUGCCCGAGCCCCCGGCGGCGUCCGGAGCCGAGCCCGAGCCCGGCGAGCCGCAGCUGCAGGUCACGCUGGUCGACUGCCCCGGGCACGCCUCCCUCAUCCGGACCAUCAUUGGCGGGGCCCAGAUCAUUGAUCUAAUGAUGCUGGUCAUUGAUGUGACCAAAGGGAUGCAGACCCAGUCAGCGGAGUGCCUUGUGAUCGGGCAGAUUGCCUGCCAGAAGUUGGUCGUGGUGCUGAACAAAAUAGACCUCUUAGCUGAAGGAAAGAGACAGGCAGCGAUCGAUAAAAUGACCAAGAAAAUGCAGAAGACCCUGGAAAACACCAAGUUCCGAGGUGCACCGAUUAUACCCGUGGCAGCCAAGCCUGGGGGGCCAGAGGCCCCUGAAACAGAAGCUCCACAGGGCAUCUCAGAGCUCAUUGAGCUCCUGACAUCCCAGAUUUCCAUCCCGACAAGAGACCCCUCGGGACCUCUCCUCAUGUCUGUGGACCACUGUUUCUCCAUCAAAGGCCAAGGCACUGUGAUGACAGGGACCAUCCUCUCAGGCUCCAUCAGCCUUGGCGACAGUGUGGAGAUUCCUGCCCUCAAGGUGGUGAAGAAGGUGAAGUCCAUGCAGAUGUUUCACAUGCCUGUCACUUCAGCCAUGCAGGGAGACCGACUGGGCAUCUGCGUCACCCAGUUUGACCCCAAGCUGCUAGAGCGUGGCCUGGUGUGUGCCCCUGAGUCCCUGCACACCGUCCACGCGGCCAUCGUCUCUGUGGAGAAGAUCCCAUAUUUCCGGGGGCCCCUGCAGACCAAAGCCAAGUUCCACAUCACAGUGGGCCAUGAGACAGUCAUGGGCCGGUUGAUGUUCUUCAGUCCUGCCCCCGAUAGCUUUGACCAAGAGCCUGUGUUGGACUCCUUCGACUUCUCUCAAGAAUACCUCUUCCAGGAGCAGUACCUAGAUAAGGAUUUGGCACCCCCGGUGACAGACAGUGGUGAGGCUGACAAGAAGACGGGCCAGCCCACAGAAGGCCGCUGCCCUCGGCAGCAGUGGGCCCUCGUGGAGUUUGAGAAGCCUGUCACCUGCCCUCGGCUGUGCCUGGUGAUUGGCUCCAGGCUAGACGCGGACAUUCAUGCCAACACGUGCCGGCUGGCCUUCCACGGCGUCCUGCUCCACGGGCUGGAGGACAAGGACUACGCCGAGAGCUUCUUGCCCAGGCUCAGAGUGUAUAAGCUCAGACACAAACACGGCCUUGUAGAACGGGUGAUGGACGACCACAGCGUGAUUGGCCGCUCCCUGUUCAAAAAGGAGACCAACAUCCAGCUCUUCGUGGGCCUCAAGGUGUCCCUAUCCACUGGGGAGCUGGGGGUCAUCGACAGCGCCUUCGGCCAGAGCGGCAAGUUCAAGAUCCACAUCCCUGGUGGCCUCAGCCCCGAGUCCAAGAAGAUCCUGACGUCCACCCUCAAGAAACGGGGCCGGGCUGGCCGAGGGGAGGCAGCCAAGCAGGAAGAGGGGGCCGCACGGCCCGAGCCUGCGCAGCAUGUGGCCCUCAGCCUGUCUUUCAAGCGUUACGUCUUUGACACCCACAAGCGCAUGGUCCAGUCCCCUUGAGUGUUCAGUGACCUUGCCCAGGCCCCAGGCUGGGCUGCAACGCCAAGUGUCCGACCAGAUGUGCCUCGACCUCCUUUAGUAUGUCCAUCCCCACGACCCAGUAGACACAGGCCCCAGGCCCGGUGCUAAGUCCCGGUGACAAGCCUGAGGGGGUGUGGCGGCAGUGGCACCAGGGCUGGGGCCCGGAGGGUCUAUCCCGGCGCCUUCCCACCGACUGGGGGCCAGUGUUUCCCAGGCUGCCCCACUGGCAGCCGCGGGAAGGCCUGUCCAUGCCCUGCCGCAGGUGGCCCGGCACUUGCCAGCUGCAAAUAAACGUCCUGUGGUGUCUGCCCA
Molecule: messenger RNA, 2190 nt
Organism: Ailuropoda melanoleuca (giant panda)
Lineage: Eukaryota; Metazoa; Chordata; Mammalia; Carnivora; Ursidae
Gene: EEFSEC
Product: eukaryotic elongation factor, selenocysteine-tRNA specific
Exons: 7
Coding region: 67-1857 (596 amino acids)
Biological process (GO): selenocysteine incorporation
Molecular function (GO): GTPase activity; translation elongation factor activity; GTP binding
Source: RefSeq, a predicted model, not a curated record